Messenger RNA from Thlaspi arvense, 1160 nucleotides. NCBI's taxonomy places the organism in Eukaryota, Viridiplantae, Streptophyta, Magnoliopsida, Brassicales, Brassicaceae. The record is from the annotation of a GenBank genome assembly.
ACUUUUUUAAAAAACCCUAUUUUUCUCGCAUUCUCUCUUCUAGAUUCUUCAAUCUGUCGACUCUCUCUUCUCCAAUACUUUUUUCUUUAAAUCCUUUGAUUGUCACCACUUCCGGCUAGAUAUGGUGUUUGGACAAGUAGUAAUUGGACCUCCUGGAUCAGGCAAAACCACUUACUGCAAUGGAAUGUCUCAGUUCCUCUCUCUUAUCGGCAGGAAGGUUGCUAUUGUUAAUCUGGACCCUGCAAACGAUGCAUUACCGUAUGAGUGUGCUGUGAAUGUUGAAGAAUUGAUUAAGUUAGAAGAUGUUAUGGUGGAUCCUGCGCUUGGUCCUAAUGGAGGUCUUGUGUAUUGUAUGGAAUAUUUGGAGAAAAACAUUGACUGGCUUGAAGCUAAGUUAAAGCCUCUUGUGAAGGACCAUUACAUUCUCUUUGAUUUUCCUGGCCAAGUGGAACUGUUCUUCAUUCAUGACAGUAGCAAGAAUUUUCUCACGAAGCUGAUAAAAUCGUUGAACCUUAGAUUAGUUGUUGUGCAACUAAUUGAUUGCCAUCUAUGUAGUGAUCCAGGGAACUACAUAAGCGCGCUUCUUCUCUCAUUAUCCACAAUGCUUCAUAUGGAACUCCCACAUAUCAAUGUCUUGUCCAAAAUUGAUUUGAUUGGGAGCUACAAGCUAGAAAGUGUUGGAGAACUAAUAAAGCUCAUUGACAAGAGCAAUGGAUACGUAUUUUCUGGCAUUGAUGCAAGUGUGGUUGAAUACAGCAAGAUUGCAGUUGUUGCGGCUGUGCAAGAGAAGUAUAUGAAAGAUGAGGAAACAGAAGACUGAGGAGGAAUAGAGACAGCGUUUGAAACUUCCAAAGAAGAAGAAUCAGUGAUGAGACUGGUCUAAAAUUUCUCUCAACCAAACCAUGUACCGGUUUGCAUGAACCAUUUUUUAAUUUUUGGUUUCGUUUAACGUCCAAACAGCAUUGACUAACUGGUUUGGUUCACGGGAUUAUGCUAAUUUUGAGACUUGUAGUAAUUAAUUAUAAGUAAAGUAGUUACACUUCAUGGAAAGUGACUGUAAUUUGAUGGGUAAACAAUUUCUAUUUUUAACUCUCGUAUGGGGUGGAAAAUGUUUUUUUUCAGAAACUUAAACGUAAACCAAAAACAAUUCUAAAAGCAAG